AUUAGUUUAAAUUUGUAACCAGCUGUAUUCAGUUCAAAGAUUCAACAUGAAGAUUCUGGUGUCGUUCGUAGUACUCGCUGUGUCCAUUAGCAUCUGUUUUGCGCUCAAAAAUGAGCUUUGCGGUCUGCCGCAUUCUUUAGAAGGUGGUCCGAACUUUUUCUGUGAAGCCUACCUACCAAGUUGGAGCUACAAUGCGGCGGCUACCGAAUGCGUGGAAUUCAUCUAUGGUGGCUGCGGCGGCAAUGACAAUCGUUUCAGCACCAAAGAACACUGUGAGGAAAAAUGCUUGGAAUAGAUAACAAAAAUCUAAUGAAAAAUAUAAUUUCUAAAUUUGAACUGAUUUUUUAUAAAAAUAAAAAAAUACAAUUAUUCCUUUUCAUUCAACCGUUUUA
Drosophila mojavensis is the source of this 392-nucleotide messenger RNA. Its product is annotated as male accessory gland serine protease inhibitor. The record is from RefSeq and is a predicted model, not a curated record. Bases 47 to 295 code for a protein of 82 amino acids. Lineage: Eukaryota; Metazoa; Arthropoda; Insecta; Diptera; Drosophilidae. The transcript is spliced from 2 exons. Gene Ontology annotation, molecular function: serine-type endopeptidase inhibitor activity.